AUGUCGUCGUCGGCGACGGUUCGAGUCGAGAAGGCCACAAGCCAUCUCCUAAUGGGCCCCGAUUGGGCACUCAACAUGGAAAUCUGCGAUUCCAUAAAUUCUGAUCAGUGGCAGGCAAGGGAUGUGAUUAAAGCUGUCAAGAAGCGCUUGCAAAAUAAAAACCCAAAGGUUCAAUUUCUUGCUUUGACGCUUUUGGAGACAUUGGUAAAGAACUGUGGCGAUUAUGUGCAUUUUCAAGUUGUUGAACGGGAUAUUUUAGAAGAGAUGAUUAAAAUUGUCAGGAAAAAGACAGAUAUGCAAGUGAGGGACAAAAUUUUGGUGUUGCUGGACUCUUGGCAAGAAGCAUUCGGUGGGCCUGGAGGGAAACAUCCACAAUACUACUGGGCAUAUGCUGAACUAAAAAGGUCUGGAGUAGUAUUUCCCCAACGCUCGGCAAAUGCUCCCCCAAUAUUUACCCCUCCUGUUACACAUCUGACAUCAACAUCUAGUCAUCCCCAGGCAGCUUAUAAUAUACCUAGCAAUGGUGCUGUAACAUUUGAUGAAGCAAUGACAUCGGAUAUGGGAAAUUUGAGUUUAUCAGAUUUACAUAACAUUCGAAGUGUUACGGAGCUAUUAAAUGAUAUGAUGAAAGCUGUGAACCCAUAUGAUCGUGGGGCUGUUAGAGAUGAAGUGAUUACAGAGCUUGUGAGCCAGUCCCGCACCAACCAGAAAAGGCUAAUGCAAUUGGUCAGUUCAACAGGGGAUGAAGAGAUUUUAGGACAAGGUCUUGAAUUGUAUGACAAAUUACAAAGCUUGCUCAUGAAACAUGAUGCCAUAGCCUCUGGUUCUCCUUUGCCGCCCGAAUCGUCAGAAUCCAUUUCAAAGUCCAAGAUGCCUGUUGCUUCUACUCCCAUCGUAAACAGUCAGUUUGAAGAUGAAGAUGAAGAUGAUGAUUUUGCUCAGCUAGCUCGGAGGAAUUCCACAUUCAAGCCGGUGGCUACUCAAAACACAUUUACCAGCACUGGUGAUCAAGAGGCCUCGCCAAAUCGGAGUGAUGUGACAACUGUAACUGCUGGUUCAAGUGCUUCAGAAGUCUCAUCCUCUGUAGCAAGCAGUGCAUUGGUUCUGCUCGAUCCUCCUCCUCCUGUCAGGACGGUCAGGCAAGAUCAAGACAUGAUUGACCUUUUGAGCCUGACUUUGUCAACCAACCCGUCAUCACCUCAUACUCCUUUCACACCUCCUCCAACCUCAAGCCAAAUUGGUUCUCAUUCUUCCAGUGGACAUGAUUACCUUCACAGCCCUCAGCCUUACCCUGUGAACCAAGGUAACAAUCCUUACAACGGUUACGUUGCACCCUGGGCUCAACAGGUACUAUCUCUUGCCCAAGCCCAGCCUCCUUUCCAACCACAGCCUCCAUCCCAACCCCAGCCUCCUUUCCAACCACAACCGCCAUCCCAACCCCAGCCUCCUUUCCAACCACAACCUCCAGCCCAAGCUCAGCUCCAAAAUCAACCUCCACUUCAAGGUCAGCCCACUUUCCGACCUCAAUAUUCAGCCCAAACUCAAACUUCCCAAUACUCAUCCAGGUACCCACCCCCACCAUGGUUUUUUCCUGCCAAGCCCAACCCCAAUCCCUUCCCAUUGACUACCGACCAAGCAUCUUCUCAUUCCAGUUCUGCUGCUUAUGCGCCUGAUCAUUCUUCCAGACCACUACAGCAAUAUGAUUCAUUUGGGUCAAGAGUCAACAAUGUUCCAGCUGUGACUGGUGAAAGACAGGUAAAUGCCAACCUAAGGCAGACAGGGUCUGCAGCUGCUGCAAAACCAUAUUAUCUGCCAGACAGAUUGUUUGAGGAUUUGAUAGAUUUGAGAAACCCAAGUGGUGGACAAAAGACAGGUAGAUCGUCUAGCUUGUCAGGGACAUCAAGCCAGCCUAUGAUGAGUGGAAGGAAAUGAGACCCCUUUUGUGGUAUAGGAUUCAUUAGUGAAAGGUACUAUUGGACUAGGGGAUCCUUCAAAACUGGUUUUUAUGUAUAUAUAUUGCAAUCUCUUCAGUUGUUAUUUCCUCUCUUACAAAGAAAUUGCAUUUGUGGUGUUGUUCCUGCUGCCACCCUGAUACAAAUAUUUAUGUACAUAAUUAAUUUGACAUGGUAGACAUUAGACAACAUGAUUUACAUCAUGGUUCAUUCAUUUUGUCAAGAUAAUUUUCUGAG
Molecule: messenger RNA, 2189 nt
Organism: Elaeis guineensis (African oil palm)
Lineage: Eukaryota; Viridiplantae; Streptophyta; Magnoliopsida; Arecales; Arecaceae
Product: TOM1-like protein 6
Biological process (GO): protein transport to vacuole involved in ubiquitin-dependent protein catabolic process via the multivesicular body sorting pathway
Molecular function (GO): phosphatidylinositol binding; ubiquitin binding
Source: RefSeq, a predicted model, not a curated record